Haliotis rufescens (red abalone) is the source of this 6021-nucleotide messenger RNA. RefSeq lists its product as uncharacterized. NCBI's taxonomy places the organism in Eukaryota, Metazoa, Mollusca, Gastropoda, Lepetellida, Haliotidae. The transcript is spliced from 10 exons. The record is from RefSeq and is a predicted model, not a curated record. The coding region runs from base 456 to 3077 and encodes 873 amino acids.
UAUACACACAGUUUAUUAACAUACAAGGCCGUAUGGGAGGAAUGACUAGCUGUGGAUUCUCUAGCAGCUUGGUCAGGGUGAAGAUUUUAGGCUUGUGAGGUGGUAGGGUAAGGGCUUUAUCAACCUGGGAUUAUCGGAUAUACCUGUGUCUUAAUCGCUCCGUCACUAAUCCACCCAACAACACCCUGCGUUAAUCUGUUCGAGACCAAGCCAUCGUCAGGUAGAGGACGCUUGUUGACAACUGUGGACGUUGUGUGUCGAGUUGGGGCCGUCUUGAGUCGAGUUUGUAGACAUUUGGUGACAAUGCUGGAUACUUGACUGUGCCACUGAGAUUGUAUAUCACCUGAGAUCACAUUGGUUGAAUAGUGACGCCCUGUCCACAGAGACCAUGAAAACCACAUGACGCUGCCCCAAACCAGACCCACCCACGUCUACUAGCCGCUGGCGACGCCGGCAUGGGGAGCGGCUUCAGCACGUGCAACGGCCCAGCGACGGUGGCCGUGAGGUCAAGCAUCUCUAGGCAUGAACAGGAGGGAUUGGCUCUGUCCGACUCCCACGACUCGGGGAUCUCCGAGGUCGGGAGGGGCCGCCCGGGGGGUGUGGACGCGAGGGAACUGGAACGCCACUUCUUCGAGUCGAACCAGGAAGGUCCUGGAACCCCCCGGUCGUUAUACGGGUCGGGAUCGCGACAUCGACCGGAAAUGGCGCCCACUGACCACGGCAACAACUACCGCCUUCAUCUAAGACGCAACCACAGCUUGUCAGAGUUCGCCAUCACGGAAGAAGACGAAGAGUCAACGCCCACUAGAACCCGGAUGGUGAGACCAAAGAGUGCUAACGUGAGGAAGAGGCGUGGCUUGAAGUCUGGCAGAAGACGAUCGGGGACGGAGAAAAGCCGGAAGACGGAGUCCACUGGGGGUCUGAGCAGUGACGCUACUGACAGUGACCUUGACAGUGAAGAUUCCGACGUCCUGUCCAUACCGGAUGAAACCGGUCCUUUCCGUUUGAACGAUGAUUGGUGGAGAUUAGAUUCGAGCGUUACGCGCGAUCCACGUGACUAUGGCAGCUUUAGCGUUCGUAGUGUUCACGAUGUGAAUAUCGCCAAGAAAGCAAGUGAACGCUCAAUAUCCAGUAUAAUCUUGUUUGAUCCAGUUUCUACUAAUUCUGAUUGGUGUGUCUUUACUAACCCGGAUGCUGCUAAUAUUAUACGAAAGAACAUUACAGAACUUGAAGAGGAACUGUGGACGGGAGUGAAGGCGGCGUCGGAGGACUGUCGUGGAGAGAUUGGGGACUUUGUCCAGCUUGUGCGGCGAUAUCGGUCUAGUUUCACCCGCCUCGUUCUGGAAUACAGGCAGGCGUCGGAACCCGCCUCCAGCUGGAACAGGGACCCGGAUGAGGAGAAGUUGAAAGCAUACGAGGAACAGUUUGCCGAGGGGCUGUACUAUCGACAGGCCACGCUCACCCGACAAGAGUUAUCUACCUUUCUAGCAGAACAUCUGCAGCGCAUAGAGGGACAGUUAGAGGCGGAAGUGUGUGGAGCUAGUCAUCUUGGUGAUAGCGGAAGUGACGUAAUGGGUGCUAAUGAUUUGUUGAGCUCUUCUGAAGUUGACAGUAGAUGGGCUAAGGGCACCGCCCCCAAAUUACGGGAGGUACCAAAUAUUGAACAGUUGACAGAUGCUUUGUCUUUAGUCCUUACUCGGAAUCGUGUAGGCGUGACCUUAGAUGACCUUCUUCCGGUUAUACGAAGCCACCAUCCACGUGUAAAUGCACUUGACGUGCGGGACCCCAACCUGGAACUGGCCAAAACGUUGGUAGAACGUUCACGACACGGUGGGGUGUCGCGGGAGGAGCUCCAAUCGGCAAUAGACGUCCACCUGUCCGAGUCACCAGCUGGGCCGCGGAGGGCGGUCAGCAGCGCCAAACCAGGAAUCCAGAUCGGAGGUCAUGUUGACCUCCACAUGGACCUGACCAGUGAGCGGAGCAGCAUGAGGUCAUCUAGACCUUCCACCGUGAAGAGCCAGGCCAGUACAAGUCUCAUACAGACUAAACUGGUAGAGAUGGACGUCAAGCAGAGGCUGCGACCCGACAGCGGCGUUGUCGUGACGUCGUCGUCGUCAGGUAGCUACUCCAGUUCGGAGAGGAGCAGAGACAACGACGUGGACACAGCGUCCCUGGACUCCUCCUGGAUUUCAGCCUCGCUACAGUUGCUGGACGGGAUCCUCAGGGUGCGUACCGAGCAGCACGACUCUCUGAAGAGUCUCGUGGCGGCCAUAACACGUGACUGUGAGACCCCCCACACGAAGGCCCACGCCCUCUACCGGUGGCUAGCCAGCCAGAGUCUGGAGUACUACAGCAAGGCGUCACACAAGCCCAACUCCCCAACGGGGAAGAUGAAACAGUUGGCUGAGAAGAAGAUCACAUACGCCAGCCUCUACCAAGAGAUGAUAAGGUGUGUCGGCCUGAAGUGCGAGCUGGUGGAGGGCGUGGCCAAGCACAGAGACUACCUGCCCGGCGACCCCGUCACAGUCGAAGCUUGCCGACACGUGUGGAACGCCGUACUCCUUGACGGUCAAUACCGGCUAAUGGAUGUCCAGUUUGGGGCUCAGCCUUUUAAAUAUUUUGUGGAACAUUUUUUCCUGGCACCACCCGAUGAAUUCAAAUUGUCCCAUCUCCCAAACAACCGCAAAUGGUCCCAAAUGUCACAGACUACGACCAUCGAGGAUUUUGAGGGAACGCUUAAGACGUGGCCUGCAAUGUUUGCGUUUAACAUUCGCCCAUUGAGCAUGAAAGCGGUCAUGCGGACCUAUGAUGGGAAGUUGAGUGUGACGGUGCUGCUGCAGAACGUGGCUGUGACGCCAACGCUGCAGUACCUGGGUCCAGGUCCGGCCCAGGAUUCAGAAUCGUUGUUGUAUUAUAUUGACCAAGAGAUCCGAUCUGUGGACAACGCGGAGACGUUCCAUCUGAACCUCCCAAAGGAGGGGACCUACUACUUCACCCUCCUGGUGCAUGACGUGGAGGAGGAUGCCGACAUUCCAGCCUUACAGUACAGGAUCGAUUACACUGAUGAACUAUUAUAGGCUAAUUGGCUGUGAUACGAAAAAGCAUCUUGAAGUCUCCAUGUAUUCACUGUGGUCUGGAUUAGGCCUACGUCGUUCCGAAAGACUACAUUGACGGAAGGGAUGACGUAAUAUGACUGAAGCAUCCUGGAGAGAUUCGUGUUCCUUUGAAAACAACUGGUCCAGUUCAAGUCGGAAUGAUGGGGUAUGAUGAGGCUGCUGUCCAUGAGACCACAAGGUGUGGGCGGAAUAACUUGCUUCUGAAGUUGGCUCCAACACGUUUUGGUGUUCAGGAAGACGAAUGAUCACUGAAACAUACUGGAAUGACUCGUGUUUCUUCGAAAACCGUUGGUCAGUUCAAGCCAGGAUUGUUAAUGAUGUGGAUGGUAGACGCGAUACUUUAAAUAUGUUGGAGGAAUAACUUUCCGCUGAUCCGUUAGCUGUGAAUGGCUACUGCAGAACAGUGCUGCUAGGUGUAUCAGAUCAAAUUAAUCUGUAUGACCAAUGUGCCCGAUUUUUAUUGGAUUCUGUGUGUAGGUGUGAGUGUUUGUGAGAAUGAGUGUUUGUGGGAUACGCGCCAGUGAGAGAAUAUGGUCCAAGCCCCGUGUUACGACCAAGGUUGUGUUGUUCGCACGAGGUGUUUCGACCGUGCCAGUCAGCUUGUGUGCUGUGUUCACAUAAAUGUUUAUGUGUUUGCACAAAAACGAACCGUUAUCAUACAAAUUAAUUGUGACGACUGGUUCAUAAUUUGAAAGACUUUUCUAAGGCAGAUUAAUGGUCUUUGACUGUGUUACAUACGUUUAGGUCUGUUAUGAUUUGAUUUCAAUGUGUUUUCAUUUGACUCAAAACUGUCAAAUUAUUAAUUCAAUGAAACGUCAGUAAAAUCCGACGGAAAUUUGCAAAUCGUUAAAAACAAGAAAAACAUGUUUACUGUAACUCUGGUAUUUGCAGUACUGACAUUAUAAUCAAAAUGUAUUGUUUGUUGUAGGGCUCCAAGUAGUGACUCGUGUUAUAUACGCAUUGAUGAAUGCUCAUGAACACGCCCGAUUUUAUGUCCCGCAGUUCAUAACGUCUGUCAUGUUCAGUCAAAGGAAUUCAUGUAGAUACAAUUGGUCAGGCUCGCUGACUUGUUUGAUGCAUGGCAUUGUAUCCCAAUGGCGCGAAUCUAUGUUCAUGAUGUCAAUCACUGGAUUGUAUGGUCCAGACUCGAUUAUUUACAGACCGCCGUCAUAUAGCUGGAAUAUUGCUGAGAGCGGCGUUAAACAACAGACCAAACAAAAUGGAGAUAAAAGAGAUUUCCAUCAUGUUAAGAAAAACUUCUAAAAGCCGAGACCACUAUAUGAUUCCCACUACACCAUAAGCAAGUGUUUAUGAGCCACUGUCAAUGACACUUGUGUUACAUCAGUUUUAGCCGAUGCGACGUUAAAUUUUAGCUCACCACAUUAGUUUUAAAUUCGCCAUGAAGUCGCAGACGCCACAGCGUCGAAUAUUAUGCUGGUGUUUUUUUACUAAAAAACAUUUACUUUCGAGGACUAGUGGUUAAAAAUAUAGAUCUGCCUCUUGCUAUUUAAAAGCACUUUGGCCGUUAAUGCAUCCGUUGUAUUAUAAAUAAGUUUAACUGUUUUCGCUGUAAGUGACUUCGUUAUUUCCUACAUUUAAAUAAAUGUGACUAAGACGCCGCAACUCGCUCUGCAGAGUGAUGUUGCUGAAGCGUGCCGGAUCGUUGGUUCGAAUCCCAUAUUCGCCGUGAUUUUUUCUAGGUCUGUCAGUACCAUACCCAUUCUCGUUGGCAUCUCCGAAUUGGUAAACGUCUGAGACCGGCACCACUUAGGGCUUUCCUCCCACAUCAAGCUGACACGCCGUGAUAUAACUGGAAUACUGUUCAAAGCGCGUUCAACCGAACUCACGCACCAACCCUUUUGUGAUUAUUUCUGAUAAAAAGGCAUGGUUCUUUUCGCGAUUCCGGUGAUUUUUUACAGUUUCACAAGACAGUGUCAGUCGAGUGUAUUAAAGUUGCAUGUCCCGUGUCUCAAUAUUGCGAACCACACAAAUGAUAAAGGCGACACUUUAUCUCGAGUAUCACAUUUCCAAUGUGUUAAUCGUUGUUUCUUAGACAAAAGUCCAUUCAACGUGUUUGUUGUUUAUAUAAUCUAUGAAAAUUGUACUAUUUUUUAUGACUGAUUUCCAGUGUGUAACAAAGAUUCCGUCCAAAGUUAUUUAUAUAUUUAAUUGUUCAUGUUUGUGAUUUGUUUAUUUAUUACAUUGUGACAUGGCUCCGAGAAGUCCGUACAACAUACCGUCCAGUUUCAAGAAGUAUGCGCCAUGUCAGUCUUCAUUGUUCUUGAAUUAUCACAUUCGUGGCAAACCUCAGGGUAUUGCGCCAAAACGCAACAGAGUAACCUUACCAGCCAUUCUGUUCAUUGACCAAAGUCACUUUAAUACCAAACAUAUAAGAUUAUUUAUAUAUUUUUAUCCAUUAAAGUUACCUAUAUGAAAAAUAUGUUAAAAUUGUAGACUUUCUCCAUUGAACUUAUCGUUUCUAUGUGUGAUAAAAUAUGCAUUUCCGUUGAUGUUUAAACUUUUAUUUAGCUAAACGCCACAACAAAUUAAUUAUUUGUUCUUUGUGAUUUUGGGGACCAAAUGAAUUACUAUGUUUGAAAUGGAGAAAAGUUUCCAUAACCCUUCUCUUGGUUUAUGAAGACAAUUCAUAUUUGUUCCAUUGAACAACGUCCAUGCCCCUAGUAUUUCUUCCACUCUCACAAUUGGUUGGCGAUCAUAUUUCGCUUAAGGGGCAAAUGUUUCUUAUGAUCAACCCCCUAACCCAAACCUUCACUGACCUACCACCUCAUUUUGCAAUCUCAUUAAAAUCAGACCUUAGUUCUCGCUACCGCUAAACAAAGAUCUGAAGACAUCCUAUUAGGGGUCACGUCAGAACGACCUUUCAUCCGACCAAUCAGUGCGUCGC